Triticum turgidum subsp. durum (durum wheat) is the source of this 279-nucleotide messenger RNA. Lineage: Eukaryota; Viridiplantae; Streptophyta; Magnoliopsida; Poales; Poaceae. The record is from the annotation of a GenBank genome assembly.
AUGAUGAGCUGGCACGAUCCAUGCGGGACGCUGAUGGGGAGCUCGCCGCGGUUCGAUAUGUUCGGGUGCGACUUCGGGUGGGGGAAGCCGGUGGCGGCGCGGAGCGGCAAGGCGAACAAGGUCGACGGAGGCACGUCGUUGUACCCAUGUCGGGAUGGGGGAGGCGGCAUGGACGCGGAGCUCACGCUCACGUCGGAGCACAUGGCGGCGCUCGAGGAGGACGAGGAGUUCUGGAUCGCCGUCUCGCCGGACGCGCCGGUGCUGGAGAGGAAAGCUUGA